CCCGUACCCGCCUCUCCCGUUCAGGCCGCUGGUGGGAGCCAGGGCUCAGCGCGAGAGAGGGACGACGGAAGGGACCGCAGGUGUGGGCUCGGCUCGCGCAGCCCGACGGCUGGAGUGACGGGCGCUCUGCUUGGGCCGGUGAGGACUGACGGAGAUCUCCUCACAGCUGAGGAGGCGGAGCCGCGCGGGAGCUGGGCGCUCUGAGGCGACCCCGCGACCGAGCCAGAGGGACCUCGCGCUUCUCCCGGGGACGGUCCGAAGUCCGCGCUAUGGAAGAGGAGAAAUAUUUGCCUGAGCUGAUGGCAGAGAAAGAUAGCCUGGAUCCAUCUUUUGUGCACGCGUCGCGCCUUUUGGCUGAAGAAAUAGAAAAGUAUCAAGGUUCUGAUGGAAAAAAAGAAGAUGAAGAAAAGAAAUAUCUUGAUGUCAUCAGCAACAAAAACAUAAAGCUCUCAGAAAGGGUAUUGAUUCCUGUUAAACAGUACCCAAAGUUCAAUUUUGUGGGGAAAUUGCUUGGACCCAGAGGAAACUCCUUGAAGAGGCUACAGGAAGAAACAGGCGCUAAAAUGUCUAUCCUGGGCAAAGGAUCAAUGAGAGAUAAAGCAAAGGAAGAAGAAUUAAGGAAGAGUGGGGAAGCCAAAUAUGCCCACUUGAGUGAUGAACUUCAUGUAUUAAUUGAAGUGUUUGCGCCACCUGGGGAAGCUUACUCACGUAUGAGUCAUGCAUUGGAAGAGAUUAAAAAAUUCCUCGUUCCUGACUACAAUGAUGAAAUUCGUCAGGAACAACUGCGAGAAUUAUCUUAUUUGAAUGGCUCUGAAGAGUCUGGUCGUGGUAGAGGUAUUAGAGGCAGAGGAAUCAGAAUAGCUCCCACAACUCCUUCAAGGGGCCGUGGGGGUGCCAUUCCUCCACCACCACCACCUGGACGAGGUGUUCUCACCCCUCGUGGGACCACUGUGACACGUGGAUCUCUUCCAGUGCCCCCAGUAGCAAGAGGUGUGCCUACCCCUCGAGCUCGGGGGACCCCAGCUGUGCCAGGAUAUAGAGCACCGCCCCCUCCAGCUCAUGAGGCUUAUGAAGAAUAUGGGUAUGAUGAUGGUUAUGGGGGUGAUUAUGAUGACCAGAUCUAUGAGCCUUAUGAUAACAACUAUGGGACCCAAACACAAAGUGUGCCUGAGUACUAUGACUACGGUCACGGAGUAAGUGAGGAUGCCUAUGACAGCUACGCACCCGAAGAAUGGGCCACAACCCGCUCCAGCUUGAAGGCACCACCACCAAGGGCAGCCAGAGGGGGAUACAGGGAACACCCCUAUGGUAGAUAUUGAAGGGUCCUCCUCAACUGUGACCUCAAAGACAGUUCAUAGCCUGUGGUCUUCACACAAACAGCAACAAGACAAGUAAUAGUCCUUUUGUUUGUUUUUUCUAUUCUAGGGAUAACUGCUCAUGAUUGCUCUCAUAUUUCUUGUUAUUUCCCUCUAUACUAUUGGCGUGACAUUAACAGACUAUUUUACAAAACAAACUGAGAAAGACAUUGGCAAGCAUAGUCUAUUAACCCUUCAAUAGGAAGAUAUUUCCUUGGUUGCUUUUCCUUGUUGUGUAAUCUUAUUGUUUUUUGUUUGUUUUGUUUUUUUUUUUUAAUGAAAGAGCAUGAAUCUGCUCAAAGAUUGAGUCAAAAUCAAUUAGCCAAAUUUUGUUUAGGGCUGCUAAAAGAUUGUAACAUGACUUUUGAACUAGCUGAUAAUAAAGUUGUAGAUAAGAUGUUUUAAUCUGUCUUAACAUCUGUUAGCUAGAUGAGGAUGUUCGAUAUUCAGUUUGUAAAUUUAAUUUUAAAUGAUGCUUUAAUGGGGUUGAAAUCAAGUAGCUACUGUAAUGUAUGUAGCUUACUGAAUUUGUUCAGUGUUUUAACCUGUAUUUGUAAAAGAAAAAAACACACAUAAAGUUCCAUGUGUAAGCUUCUCUAAAUAGGAAACCACAUUUUGUCAAAUAUGUUUGCCAUAAUUUGUCAAUAAAGCUGAAAACUUUUGUAAAAACUAAAUUUGGAAUUACUUGUUUUUUAGCUUUAAAUGCCUGCUUUAUUUCUUCUUCAAGAGAUGCCUAAAAUGUUUUCUAUUUAAAAAUUACAAAAAUGAACCCAAGUUUGUUUUAAGAUAUUUGUGUAAUACUUAAAAAUGUAUUAAUAACUUAUGGUUGUUAAAUAACUUAAAAGUUAACAAACUAAACUGUUACAUGAACCAUGGUUAGUAAAGACUAAUGUAUAACAUGUUAAUGGAAAAAACUGGAUUUAGAAUAAUAAAUGGAUUUUAAACUAU
Ochotona curzoniae (black-lipped pika) is the source of this 2303-nucleotide messenger RNA. It is a transcript of the gene KHDRBS2, whose product is annotated as KH RNA binding domain containing, signal transduction associated 2. Bases 270 to 1319 code for a protein of 349 amino acids. The transcript has 9 exons. Lineage: Eukaryota; Metazoa; Chordata; Mammalia; Lagomorpha; Ochotonidae. The record is from RefSeq and is a predicted model, not a curated record. Gene Ontology annotation, biological process: regulation of alternative mRNA splicing, via spliceosome. Gene Ontology annotation, cellular component: nucleus. Gene Ontology annotation, molecular function: poly(A) binding; mRNA binding.